UACGAUGAGAUUAUGGCUACCUGGUCACUUACUAUCACAAUGAGGACUCUAUUCAGAUCCUUCCAGACAAACCCACUAACAAAGGAUUUGGAAGAAUUUGACCACAAUCUGAAAUUUCUUUUGCUGAUGUGCUGCUUAACAUUGUGGUCGCCAGUUGCAUGUGUGAGCUUGUCACUUAAACUGGAUGGAGCAAUACAGUCUCCACACAUGGCUCAUCAGUUGGAAAAAAGAAGUACUAAUUUUCUCCGAUAUGGAUUUGCAGUAUGCGAGCUUCCCUUUUAUGAAAUAUGUAAUUCAAAUGUAUCGAGAAUUGAGUGCUCAGCGUUAGGAUGUUGUUUCCACAAAGAAACAUGCUACAAGAAGGCUGUACCACAAUACAUGAAAGCCUUUGUUGGCUUGAUAUGGCUCCUCUUUGGGAUCUUCUGUUUGUUUCUGUUGCAGAGUUGUAUAGGUAGAAAGAAGUUGCCUGCUGUCAAAAAAAAGAAAAAGAGAAAGGAAGAAAGUGCAUCAUCUGAAACAGGUAGCAGUUCUACUGAGUCUCAAGAAGAUGAAUACUAGCUCACUAAUAUAAAAAAGUCAAGAAAGAAGCAGAUGCCGAAGUUGGAUUUCAAUCAACCACAAGUUUAUUCGUGAAUGACAGUCACUAAAUAAAUGCACUGGUUAAAACCAAUGUGUGGGGGAAGACAGCCUUCUGUCCACCUGACAUUUUGUGCAGAUCUCAUCUAAGGAUCCAGCUGCCAUUGUCCCUAAGUAGGUGUAAGUGAAAAAGAAAAAGGGAGAAAGUGAGGGGGUGCUGCCAGCAAGGUGCUUCUCCAGUGCCGUUGUGUCAGCUUUCUUCCCCCUUCAAUGCAUUUGGGAUCCCUCAGUUGAGGGAGGGACUGUUACCACUUAGAUGGAACCUUCUACUGAGAGUCACAGUGGAACUCUGUCUGUGGGAUCAGUGUCUUCUAUUACCUGUGGCCAAACUGUAGUCUGAGAAGGCAACAAGCUCAUCAGUGUUUGGUACUAAUGUUGCACUGUCUGGAAAGUGGGGGUGCCUAUUGUUCAUUCAGAAAGGUGCCUUUGUACAGUGUAGUUUCCACCAUGGAAGCAGUGACCAUAUUGACCAAUGCAGAUUUUACAUCCCUGUG
This is a messenger RNA of Pogona vitticeps (central bearded dragon), 1130 nucleotides long. Lineage: Eukaryota; Metazoa; Chordata; Lepidosauria; Squamata; Agamidae. The record is from RefSeq and is a predicted model, not a curated record.